AUACACUUUUUAAUAGUUCAUUAUAUAAUAUUAAAGGAAGUUGCUCAAGGUAUCGACAUCAAAUUUGCCACUUUACUGUUUGGUUUGUUUCGGUUUUUAUUAAGUUUUGUGGCUACAGGAAUGUUGCAUAGUUACGGUAGACGUCCACUAUGUAUGAUUAGUAGUAUCAUCAUGGGAAUUACCUUGUUUAUUUCUGGAUUGUGCUUUUUUUUAAGAACUAAAGGUGAUGAAAGUAUUAUUAUGACAUGGACAUCAUUAUUGUGUAUGUUAGUGUAUAUUUCGGCUGGCUCUGUUGGUAUAAUGCUGAUUCCAUGGAUAUUGCCCAGCGAAAUGUUUCCAACUGAAGUUAAAGGAUUAUUUAUUGGACCGAUUAUGGCAUGGUGUAAUGCAGUUAUGUUUGUUGCAGUUCAUUUUUAUGAGGAUCUUAAAACAAUAUUGGGCGGAAUGUUGGGCAUUUUGUGGUUCUAUAGUUUCAUAUCAAUACUAACCGUGUUUUUUGUGUGGGUGUUUAUUCCUGAGACACAUGAAAUGAAAUUAUCUGAAAUAGAAGAUUAUUUUAAGGAUAAUAAUAUAUACUUAUUAAGAAAGAAAAAGUCUGUUAAUAACAAACAAUUGUAUAUGUAAUAUUAAAUUGAUAUUUACUUUUAUAUAAAAUAAUUAUUGUUAAUUAUAAUUGCUGUUGAAAGUUGUUUAAAGUGUACAAUAUUGAUUUGAAAUUCAGGAAACAUUUUUGAGUUUUGGUAAUAAAAUCUAAUGAAAAAA
Messenger RNA from Diuraphis noxia (Russian wheat aphid), 762 nucleotides. RefSeq names its product facilitated trehalose transporter Tret1-2 homolog. Lineage: Eukaryota; Metazoa; Arthropoda; Insecta; Hemiptera; Aphididae. Gene Ontology annotation, molecular function: transmembrane transporter activity. Gene Ontology annotation, cellular component: membrane. The record is from RefSeq and is a predicted model, not a curated record. Gene Ontology annotation, biological process: transmembrane transport.